GCCCUUUUUAAAGCGAAAAAGGCCCUUUCAGGGCGCGCCAGGCCCCUUGUUUUUGGAGAACAGUAACAUUUUGCCGCGAGACAGGCGCUGGUGUAACGAGCACUCCUUGGCAAUCACUGGCAGAGCGGCUUCUGCGAAGGGAGCGGACCGCCGGGGAUGCGUUUUUCCAGUCGCGCCUGGAAGGCUGAAAUUGCAACGCCUGCUGCUUUACUGCCGGGGAAAAGCUGAAAUGAACGCUGCCAAAACUCGCUACUUAAUAUUCUUUCAGUACUUCGGGGCAAAGUAUAGUGGUGUGAAGGCCCUGCCCCCUAACGGGCCAAGCCUUGGUGUGGAAAAUCAUCUGGAGAAGGCUGCGGAAAACCUCCGAGCCUCCGAGCCCAUCAAAUUUGUCACCUCCAGCCGCACAGAUGCCGGGGUGCACGCCCUCUGCAACAGCGCCCACCUCGACAUCCAGAGGAAGGAUGGGCAGCCCCCCUUCUCCGAAGAAGUCCUCGUUCGGGUUCUCAACAGGCAUCUCAGAUUGGAGCCCAUCCGCGUUCUGAGCGCUUGCCGGGUUUCCAGCAACUUCCAUGCCCGCUUCUCAGCCCGAGCCAGGACGUACGUGUAUCGGGUCGCCACAGGCUGCACCACCUAUCCUGAUCUGCCUGUCUUUGAACGGGAUCUCUGCUGGGCAAACCGGCAUGGCCACCCAAACUUGGCCGCCAUGCAGGAAGCAGCCACUUUCCUGUUGGGCACCCACGACUUCUCCACCUUCCGCUCAGCCAGCUCAGAGACGCCGACGAAAAGCCCCGUCAGGACGCUGAACUGGGUGGAGGUGAGGCCCGCCCGAGGCUUCCUUUCCGAGCACAGCCAGGACAGCAACUUGAAGUUUUGGGAACUAGAGUUUGUAAGCCGAUCUUUCCUGUACAAACAGGUGCGGCGAAUGGUCGGGGCAUUGGUGGCUGUGGGUCAGUCCCGGCUACAACCACACCACGUCAAAGAACUCCUGGCAGUUCGGGACUUGAUGGCUUACCCUCCAAACACCAUUGCGCCCCCAGACGGGCUCUUCCUCAAGCACGUAGAGUACUACAAAAGUGAUUUGGAGACAGAAGACUGAAAUGGAUUGUAGUUUCUACCCGGGGUUUAGAAACAUUGCUGAGUAACUGCUCAGGAGAAAGAAAAUCUCAUUUUCUUACGCUCUGCAGGCAUUUGUCAAUAGACUUGCUUAAUCAGACGUUUGAGCCAAGAAACUAUUCCUUUUUGGGGUGGGUAAGAAAGAAAUGGACUCUGAAUUGCCUCUGAAUUUGGAUUUUCACCAAGAUCCCAGGGUGCUUAAAUGGACAAUAAUGUCCAAAAUAACUAAACUUCAGCUUUGUUCUUAGGGCUUCCAGGGGGCAGCCUGGCUUUGCUUCGGCUAGAACUGAAUGAUACGUUCUUCUUGUGGGCCGAGGUCUUCUCCGCUAUUUUCUCCUCUCCUACCUUUCAGAGGCUUCCAUUGUUCUUUGUUCAACUUGUUUCGGAGGAUCCUGCCUUCACAGCCAAAUGUUACAAUGGGAAACCAUUGCCUUGACCACACCUACCUUUGUUGUAAAUGUUGUAUUCUACAUAUUAGUUAAAUAAAGAAGGUGACAAUCUGGACAAAUCCUUUCCAAAUGUUGAACUGUUCAGUUGCUUCCCGAUUAUCACAGACAUUCUUUGAUAAGCAGAUGAGACGGCCUGCUGAAAACAUCCAUGUUUUAAAGGGCUGUUCGUGCUCUGUUGUGGUCUACAGUGUCAAAAACUUCUGUGUGCUCAAUAAAGCAAAAAUAGAUGCCUUUUUAACUCCCCUCAUUACCCAUUACGUCAGCAAUUUGCUCUUGAAGUCAGGAUUGCGGAUUCUCGAGUGUUAUCUUACUAGCGUGUGAGAUAAAUGCAAUUGUUCCGUAAGUCAGCAGCGUGAGUACUUUUUAGUGCUACUUUUCUACAGGACUGGAGUGUAACUUGAUCUUCCAGUUCUUUGGCCACUUCUGUGUUCUCCAUACUUCUUUGCAAACUGCACUUACUACUUUA
Messenger RNA from Python bivittatus (Burmese python), 2028 nucleotides. RefSeq names its product pseudouridine synthase like 1 (gene PUSL1). Gene Ontology annotation, biological process: tRNA pseudouridine synthesis. The record is from RefSeq and is a predicted model, not a curated record. Gene Ontology annotation, molecular function: RNA binding; pseudouridine synthase activity. Lineage: Eukaryota; Metazoa; Chordata; Lepidosauria; Squamata; Pythonidae.